Rhagoletis zephyria (snowberry fruit fly) is the source of this 4860-nucleotide messenger RNA. It is a transcript of the gene Snx27, whose product is annotated as sorting nexin 27. Gene Ontology annotation, molecular function: phosphatidylinositol-3-phosphate binding; protein binding. Gene Ontology annotation, cellular component: early endosome. Lineage: Eukaryota; Metazoa; Arthropoda; Insecta; Diptera; Tephritidae. The record is from RefSeq and is a predicted model, not a curated record. Gene Ontology annotation, biological process: signal transduction; intracellular protein transport; endocytic recycling.
AAGUCUUUUGUCCGCAAAUAUUUUUUCCAGCCAAUUUCCUAUCUUUAUUUGGAUUUCACACGAAUGGCCGGCAUGCAUACGAUGUAUUCUCAGGUGGCAGCCACAGAAGGAAGUGCUCGUAUUAAUUUUUUUCUCAUAUUUUCAUUCGGUCCUCAUAGCAAAGGAAAGUAAUUUUUUCUGCAAUUGAAACCUGCGAGGAGUGUUUUUAAAUCUUAUCUACAAAAAUUGUCUGAAAACGAUUUCUACACUGUACAAUUUAACAUUGAAAUGAUUUACGUUGUACCUCAUUAGCCAACAAAAAAGGACGUGGCCAUAGAACUGAUGAAAACCGAAGUUACGCAAAUUUAAUAAACUUUAAAAGUGCAUCACUAAACAGGAAGAUACGAGUCGUUUUAUUACAUUUAACUACAACAAAUAAAAAAUUGUAUAAUUGAAUUAAAGGAUUUAAUAUGAGCGGCGGUGGAGUUGGUAGUGACUCUACAGCGCCAAGCGGUCCGCGAGUGGUUCAUAUAUAUAAAACGGAAACAGGCUUUGGUUUCAAUGUGCGUGGACAAGUUUCUGAGGGUGGGCAACUUCGUUCAAUAAACGGAGAGUUAUAUGCCCCCUUGCAACACGUAAGUGCCGUGCUCGAAAACGGCGCCGCAGAGAAGGCAGGAAUAAAAAAAGGGGAUCGCAUACUAGAGGUAAAUGGUGUUACCGUAGAAGGAGCUACACACAAGCAAGUCGUAGAUUUGAUAAAGUCUGGCGGGGAUUGCCUCACGCUGACAGUAAUUUCGGUAACGCAGCAAGAGGCGGAAAGACUCGAACCUCAGGAAGAUCAGACGGGUUACUCAUAUAUUGAUUAUUCCGAUAAACGAUCGUUGCCUAUUAGUAUACCAGACUACAGCAUUGUAAAUCGCAAUGGAGAGCGUUACAUCGUUUUCAAUAUACAUAUGGCUGGCCGUCAAUUGUGUUCUCGUCGUUAUCGCGAAUUUGCCAAUCUUCACUCAAUAUUAAGAAAGGAAUUUGCUGGUUUUAAUUUUCCUAAACUGCCUGGAAAAUGGCCAUUCCAAUUAAGCGAGCAGCAAUUGGACACUCGCCGGCGAGGCCUUGAGCAAUACUUGGAGAAGGUGUGCGCCGUACGCGUCAUCGCCGAAAGCGAUGCGGUGCAAGAUUUUCUCACGGACUCAGAAGACGAUAUAUCCGCUUCUCCAGUGGACAUAAAAGUAAUGCUGCCGGAUCAUGAAGUAUCUACGGUCUCAGUGCGAAAGUCUGCAAAUGCGCAGGUGGUGUGGGAACUUCUGGUUCAGCGAGCCAACCUAACGUCGUACACCCAACAAUAUUUUUAUCUCUUUGAAAUUGUUGAAUAUAAUUUUGAACGCAAGCUGCAGCCACACGAGAUUCCACACCAACUGUAUGUCCAAAACUACAGUACCGCCUCCAGCACUUGCCUCUGUGUGCGUAGAUGGUUGUUCUCAGUGAGUAGAGAGCUUGGCUUACCUGAUGGCGAACAAGCAGCAACAUUUAUUUUUUAUCAGGCGGUUGAUGAAGUGAAUCGCGGAAAUAUACGCGCUGAAGGCCGUCUUUAUGAACUGAAAGCCUUACAGGAUGCAAAGAAAGCAUCGGAAUAUUUGGCGUUAGCGCGCACGCUACCCGGGUAUGGCGAUGUCGUAUUUCCGCACUGUACCUGUGAUAGUCGCAAAGAAGGACAUGUAGUGCCAGCCGUUGGAAUAAAAAGUUUUCGUUUGCUUGCAUGCCGUGAAGAUGGUUCACUUGAGUCGCAAAUGGUCGAACUAACCUGGGAAAGCAUAACUCGCUGGGAGAGCGAUGAAGAGUCAAUGUCAUUCUGCUUUCAAUACAAUCGCCCGGACAAACCGGCGCGUUGGGUGAAAGUUUACACGCCAUAUCAUUCGUUUUUAGCUGAUUGUUUUGAUCGAAUAAUGGAGGAACGCAAAUGGGAAGAUAGCGGUGAUUAACAAAAGAACGUCUAUAACGCUUGAGCGUGGGUUUCCAUUAUCAUAGUUUUACGAUAUUUUAAGCACCUGAUAGAACUCAGCAAACGCAAAUAUUCAUCUCACUUUUUUAUUUUUUAUUUUUUUUGCUACUUCAUCUAAAAGUUAUAUCUUCUGUACACCAACUCUAAAGUGCACUACUGGUUGUACUAAGAAUAAAAUUGGGCCUGAACCACACUGUAACUCAUUCUAAAAUUUGAAAGAACAACUAUAAACGCUGAAUACAUACAAAUGUAUAAGCUUUUUUUUUUGUACACUAUGAUGUGUACUAUACCUUCAUGUACUAUAAAAAUCGACCAACUCAACACUAAAUUAAAUGGCCGCUGUAGCACCACAUAAUUCGCAAUACAAAAAAAUUAAAAAUUAAAUAAAAUUGUCCAGAUUGUUUAAUCUCAGUUAAGUUAACGAAUAUUGCAUAUAUUAAAUAUUACAUACCCACAUACCUACAUAUAUACAAGUUAUAUAUUAUUGUAUAUUUCCGAAUUAGCAAUUUUUAUAAUUAAGUAAGAAUAAAAGAUACAUACAUAUGUCUUAUUAAAACAUUCAUACAAUGCACCUUAAUCACGCACUCAAUUGAAAAUCGGCAUUUGCGCACCAAGAUCAAAUUAAACAGCUCCAGGUCACUUAAAUUAAUCUAAGAUGUUUAAAAAAUAAAUGUUAAAAUUGUUGUCAAUUUCUAAGAAACAAGCUUAAGUAAUCGUAGCAAGCUUACGAACAAGAAACAAACACACUUUCCCAUUGUCAAUGCAAGUUGUGAGAAUCUACUUCAGUUAAGCUGAAAUGAUUAGGCCUGCGGAGUGCUCUAGAAAUAAGAAAAAAGUUUUUGGCUCAAAGUAAGCGGUUCAAACCGAUCGUGAUCUAUAGCUUACACCGAAAUCCAUUUACAGUUAAUUUUAACCAAGUUUUUACUGAUCCCUCUAUGCCGAAAAAGCCAAAAAACCUGAUUUUUCACAGCGGCCAAUUUUCGCGACAUUUUCAUUUAAACUCGCUAUAUCUCAGACUUUUUAUUAUCGAUUUAUUUGCAAUUUUUACACAAUAAAUAAGAUGUUAUUCUUAAGAAACUGAGUUCUUCUACAGUUCUUAAUACUUAUUAAAAACAAAAUUACUUGUACAAGUUCUAUGUAAAAAUAUUUGUGAUCUAGAGGCGAGCGCCCGCUCGUGGGUGUCACCACAAUAUUCGGCCUCAUUGCGUAAGUCGUAAAUUAGGCCAAAUUUUAAGACUCGAACACAUUGACAUAGUCUACUGCCGUGCUGAAAUAAGUAAACGACGAAAAUUGUCGAAAACUAUGCAGUGCUGCAACGUUUUGCGGUUUUAAUACGCUAGUCGAGUCGAAAUUUUUGGCAAUGUCGAAAAACGACUUGCAUUCGACACGACUCUCGCAAUGAGGCUGAUUACUAUAACUUUGGAAUUACUUGCUGUUUAAAACAUGAAGCUUUACAAAAAAUUUCUUUAGAUAAUAAUGCUAUAAUCUAUAAUGUUGCAUUAAAACAAAACAAAAUUUUCAAAUUUUAUAGCACACCUUUAGCAUUUGUAAAAGCUACCUCCAUAAUUUUUAGAAAAAAAGUUUAAAAAUCAGCCAUUUUGUUUUUAAUAAGUAUUAAGAACUUAUUGUGUAAAAUCUUCAAAUUAAGCGAUAAUAAAGCGCCUGAGAUAUAGCGAGGCCAAGUGAAAAUUUCGCAAAAAUUGGCCGCUGCAAAAAUUCAGGGUUUUUGGCUCUUUCGGCAUCAGUAAAACUUGGUUAAAAUUAACUGUAAAUAUAUUCUGGUGUAAGCUAUCGAUCACGAUUGGUUUGAACCGGUUACUUUGACCCAACAACUCUCUGGACUCUUUUUGGGCAUAAUCCGCAGGCUUAGAUGGUUGAGGGAAAAAUCAAACAUGUAGCAGUAAAUUUGUAUAUUCAUAAGAAGAUCUAUCAAACUGUUUAUAAUUAAAGAAAAAAACGUUAUACAUACAUAUGUAUGUAGUUAUAUUCAUGUGUCACAUGCGGUUAGGUCAAGCAACAGGCAUAGAAACUAUUGUUUAUCUUUGCUGAUAAAUGAAUAUAGCAAGGGACUUAAUUUAAUUGUAGAUAAAUAAAAACAAAAAAUUCAAAGCUUCUAUUCCAUCUUGAAGUUAUGUAGUUGAAGCUAUUCUAUAUAAAUUCAAAGUUUCAAAUGAAUCAACGUAAAACGAACAAACACAUAUGUAUUUGUUACUAUAUAUUAAUGAAUCUAUUCUUUUAAAGAAUUUCACGAUUUUAUAAUUUAGUUACCUAUCCUAAAUAUUAAUAGACUUACAUAGGUAUAUGUAUAAAUAAUUUCUACGCAAAGCAGAAAUGUGGCCAUUACAUUGUUAGUUAUUUUUUUUUUUUUUUAUAGUAAAAUACUCGUUCCAACAGUGACAUUCCUUAAGAGAGUAAACCAUGCUUUAGUAAGCAAAUUAAUUAUGCAUUUGAUGGAUAAGGUAUUCAAUAACAAAAAUAAUAAAAGUCAGAUUUAAUGAUGCUAUUCUCUUCCGAUGCUUUUAAACUGAAAUACAUAAAACACGCAUAUACUACAUACAUAUAUACAUAUGCUAUAAACAAUGAUGGGUAGUACAUAUAUGGAACUGUUUCUUAAAUCAUAAAUAUGUAGGCAGGAACUUUCACGGAUUAAUUCAGGAAUAAAAUAACAUAUUGAGUCGUAGGUCGCGAAGUUCCAUACAAAAUGACAGCGGGCUCUACGAAAAUCCGUUUUCUUUAUAAAUCCAUACAUAAGUCAAUCAGUCUUAAUUUGAUCUUGUAAAAAUGGAAUUAUAUUGAUUUGGUGAAAGGUUUGACGAAGAUGUAUAUUUUAUUUGUAUAUUAUAUUUUCCGAUAGAAAAGUGAUGUGUUCUGGUAAAACAAAACAA